Molecule: messenger RNA, 480 nt
Organism: Zingiber officinale
Lineage: Eukaryota; Viridiplantae; Streptophyta; Magnoliopsida; Zingiberales; Zingiberaceae
Exons: 1
Coding region: 1-480 (159 amino acids)
Source: RefSeq, a predicted model, not a curated record
AUGUCUCCAUUCAGAAUUGUGUACGGAAAAGCUUGCCAUCUACCAAUGGAGAUUGAGCAUAGGGCAUAUUGGGCAGUUAAAGCAUGCAACUUCGAUACCAGCACUUCUGGAGAGGAAAGGAAAUUGCAACUUCAAAAAUUUGAGGAGAUUAGACUGGAAGCCUAUGAGAAUUCACGGAUUUACAAGGAAAAGACUAAGAACUUUCAUGACAAGCACAUUGUGGUAAAAGAAUUCAAAAUUAGUGAUAAAGUGCUUUUGUACAAGUCACGCCUGAAAUUGAUUAAGGGUAAGUUGAGAUCCAGAUGGGAGGGACCUUUUUGUGUUACUAAUAUUUUUCCCUAUGGUGUGGUUGAGAUACAGGAAGUUGUUACUGGUCAAACGUUCAAAGUAAAUGGUCACCGACUCAAGAAAUUUCAUGAGGGAGUGAAUGUGCUAGAGGUGGAAAGAUUGGACCAUAUUGACGCCAUUUACCCAACUUGA